AUGAAGCAGAUGACAUUUGAAGCCCAAGCCUUUUUAGAAGCUGUGCAAUUCUUCCGACAGGAGAAGGGUCACUAUGGUUCCUGGGAAAUGAUCACUGGGGAUGAAAUCCAGAUCCUGAGUAACCUGGUGAUGGAGGAGCUCCUGCCCACUCUUCAGACAGACCUGCUGCCUAAGAUGAAGGGGAAGAAGAAUGACAGAAAGAGGACGUGGCUUGGUCUCCUCGAGGAGGCCUACACCCUGGUUCAGAAUCAAGUUUCGGAAGGAUUAAGUGCCUUGAAGGAGGAAUGCAGAGCUCUGACAAAGGGCCUGGAAGGAACGAUCCGUUCCGACAUGGAUCAGAUUGUGAACUCAAAGAACUAUUUAAUUGGAAAGAUCAAAGCGAUGGUGGCCCAGCCGGCGGAGAAAAGCUGUGUGGAGAGUGUGCAGCCAUUCCUGGCGUCCAUCCUGGAGGAGCUCAUGGGACCAGUGAGCUCGGGAUUCAGUGAAGUACGUGCACUCUUUGAGAAAGAGGUGGAUGAACUCAGCCAGAACUUCCAGAACACCAAAGACAGUGUCCAGCUGAAGGAGCAUCUAGACCGGCUUAUGAAUCUUCCGCUGCAUUCCGUGAAGAUGGAACCUUGUUAUACUAAAGUCAACCUGCUUCACGAGCGCCUGCAGGAUCUCAAGAGCCGCUUCAGAUUCCCCCACGUCGAUCUGGUGGUUCAGAGGACACAGAACUACAUGCAGGAGCUAAUGGAGAAUGCAGUGUUCACUUUUGAGCAGUUGCUUUCCCCACAUCUCCAAGGAGAGGCCUCCAAAACUGCAGUUGCUAUUGAGAAGGUUAAGCUCCGAGUCUUAAAGCAAUACGAUUAUGACAGCAGCACCAUCCGAAAGAAGAUAUUUCAAGAGGCACUAGUUCAAAUCACACUUCCCACCGUGCAGAAGGCACUGGCGUCCACAUGCAAACCAGAGCUUCAGAAAUAUGAGCAGUUCAUCUUUGCAGAUCAUACCAAUAUGAUUCACGUUGAAAAUGUCUAUGAGGAGAUUUUACAUCAGAUCCUGCUUGAUGAAACUCUGAAAGUGAUAAAGGAAGCCGCUAUCCUGAAGAAACACAACUUAUUUGAAGAUAACAUGGCCUUGCCCAGUGAAAGUGUGUCCAGCUUAACAGAUCUAAAGCCCCUCACAGGGUCAAACCAGGCCAGCCCUGCCAGGAGAGCUUCUGCCAUUCUGCCAGGAGUUCCGGGUAGUGAGACCCUCAGUAACGAAGUAUUCCAGGAGUCGGAGGAAGAGAAGCAGCCUGAGGUCCCUAGCUCAUUGGCCAAAGGAGAAAGCCUUUCUCUCCCUGGGCCAAGCCUACCCCCGGGUGGGACUGAGCAGGUUAUUAUUUCAAGAGUGGAUGACCUCGUGGUGAGUCCUGUGGCGGCAGAGGACACAGCAGGACUCCCGGGCACACGUUCGUCAGAGCUGGAGCUUGGAGGGCCCCUUGAGGGUGAAGAACCCGCCCAGGAAGAGCCAGAACCCAUCACUGCCUCAGGUUCUUUGAAGGAGCUCAGAAAGUUGCUGACAGCGUCUGUGGAAGUAUCAGUGGACUCUGCUCCAGCGAUAGAAGAAGAUACAAACGGGGAGAGUCACAUUCCCCAAGAAAAUGAAGAAGAAGAAGAAAAAGAGCCCAGUCAGGCAGCUGCCACCCAUCUGGACAACUGUGAAGAAAGUGAAGUCAGUGAGAGGGAGGCCCAGCCUCCCUGUCCCGAGGCCCGUGGGGAGGAGUUGGGGGGAUUUCCAGAGGUAGGCAGCCCAGCCUCUCCACAAGCCAGUGGAGGC
Molecule: messenger RNA, 1800 nt
Organism: Mandrillus leucophaeus (drill)
Lineage: Eukaryota; Metazoa; Chordata; Mammalia; Primates; Cercopithecidae
Gene: NIBAN1
Product: family with sequence similarity 129, member A
Exons: 9
Source: RefSeq, a predicted model, not a curated record